AUGGCUCGGUUGAUAAUUCCUUGUCGAAGUUCGUCUCUGGCUAGAUUCAACCUUCUGGGUUUGCUCUCGCAUGCUCCUGUUCCUGUUAGAAGCGCUUCUCUACCAUUUCGUAAUUCGGCAAAGAGACUUACGCAAUACAGACCGUUUCUUACUUCAGAGGUUACUUGUUUGAGGAAGAAUCGGUUUCUAUCACAUUCUGUUGAUAGAUAUAAGCAAAAGAGCAGGAAGCUGAUUUGUUCUGUUGCCACAGAAUCCGUUCCGGAUAAAGCUGAAGAAUCCAUAAUGGAUGCACCUAAAGAAAUAUUUCUGAAGGACUACACCAAGCCUGAUUACUACUUUGAAACUGUGGAUCUGAGCUUCUCUCUAGGUGAAGAGAAAACAAUUGUUAGCUCUAAAAUCAAGGUUUUACCUCGCGUUAAAGGAUCCUCCGCUGCGUUGGUCUUGGAUGGACAUGACUUGAAGUUACUCUCGGUCAAGGUUCAGGGGAAGCUUCUUAAGGAAGGGGAUUACCAGUUGGACUCUCGUCAUCUGACUCUCCCUUCACUUCCGGCCGAAGAGUCCUUUGUUUUGGAAAUUGAUACUGAGAUUUACCCCCACAAGAACACUUCACUUGAUGGGCUCUACAAGUCGUCUGGAAACUUUUGCACACAGUGUGAAGCAGAGGGUUUCCGGAAAAUAACAUUUUACCAGGAUCGUCCUGAUAUUAUGGCAAAGUACACAUGCCGUGUGGAAGCUGACAAGACUCUUUAUCCUGUAUUGUUGUCCAAUGGAAACCUCACUUCUCAAGGAGAUACAGAGGGCGGUCGGCACUAUGCCUUAUGGGAGGAUCCAUUCAAGAAACCGUGCUAUCUGUUUGCUCUAGUGGCUGGACAACUAGCGAGCAGAGAUGAUACGUUUACCACACGCUCUGGUAGGCAGGUGUCUCUGAAAAUCUGGACUCCUGCAGAAGAUCUACCAAAGACUGCUCAUGCUAUGUAUUCUCUGAAGGCAGCCAUGAAGUGGGAUGAGGAUGUGUUCGGCCUUGAGUAUGACUUGGAUCUCUUCAACGUUGUCGCUGUUCCAGACUUUAACAUGGGAGCCAUGGAAAACAAGAGUUUGAAUAUUUUUAAUUCCAAGCUUGUCCUGGCAUCUCCAGAAACUGCAACAGACGCAGAUUAUGCGGCGAUUUUGGGAGUCAUUGGUCACGAAUACUUCCACAAUUGGACCGGCAACAGGGUGACAUGCCGUGACUGGUUCCAACUCAGUCUGAAGGAAGGACUUACUGUCUUCCGUGACCAGGAGUUUUCAUCUGACAUGGGAAGCCGCACUGUAAAGCGCAUUGCUGAUGUUUCAAAGCUUAGGAUCUAUCAAUUCCCACAGGAUGCUGGUCCUAUGGCACAUCCCGUUCGCCCACAUUCAUACAUCAAGAUGGACAACUUCUACACAGGCAAGUUUCUGUUCGCUAGGAAUUAUGGGAUUCUGUUAUAG
Microthlaspi erraticum is the source of this 1467-nucleotide messenger RNA. Lineage: Eukaryota; Viridiplantae; Streptophyta; Magnoliopsida; Brassicales; Brassicaceae. The record is from the annotation of a GenBank genome assembly.